This is a messenger RNA of Myzus persicae (green peach aphid), 1959 nucleotides long. Its product is annotated as facilitated trehalose transporter Tret1-like. The transcript is spliced from 8 exons. The record is from RefSeq and is a predicted model, not a curated record. Gene Ontology annotation, molecular function: transmembrane transporter activity. Lineage: Eukaryota; Metazoa; Arthropoda; Insecta; Hemiptera; Aphididae. Gene Ontology annotation, biological process: transmembrane transport. Bases 160 to 1575 code for a protein of 471 amino acids. Gene Ontology annotation, cellular component: membrane.
AAUAUGAAGCACUUAGAUGGUCGCAAUAUUAAUUACGUGCAAUAAAAACGAUAUUAUAACCUACGUGUUUUUAAAUCAGUGUACGUUGAGUGAUAAUCGCAUACACUGAUUCAAUUGAACAUCUUAAAGUGAAUAAAUAAAGCGAUACUAUCCAACAAUAUGAAUGAUGAAAAUAAGCAUUAUCAUUAUGGCAUCAAAUCAACUUUAGCUCAGUGUUGGGCAAUAUCAGGAGUAUGGUUCUUGCAAAUCGAACUCGGUGCACAAGUCAUGAUAUCCACUAUUGUUAUUGGGGCCUUAGAGAAUAACACAGCAACCAAAGACCCCAAAGAAUUUUUGAGUAUAACAAGUGAAGAAGCAUCUUGGUUCGCUAGUCUGUUAUAUUUGUUCACACCUGUGGGAAAUAUUCUAUCGUUGCUUCUACUGGACCGUCUUGGUCACAAGAAGUGCAUGAUACUGACAAACAUGCCAAGCAUAGUAGCUCAGAUCAUGUUGUACUUCGCCGAAAACGUAGAAAUGCUGUACGCCAGCUCAAUCCUGAUGGCGUUGGCUCUAGGGUUUUCGAACGCCCCGACUCUUGCGUACGCCGGUGAAGUAUGCGAGCCAAAACUAAGAGGCGCAUUGACUUCGGCACUGAACAUAUUUUACUAUGGUGGAUCCAUCAUUUUGACACUGGUGUACAGUGUAACCAAGCAAUGGAGAUUGACAGUGUUAGUGACUACGGUGUUUCCGAUUCUGACCAUUGCCAUAUUAUUAACGACACCAGAUUCUCCGAUGUGGUUAUUGGCCAAGGGAAAACAUUCAAAAGCACACCGAAAUCUUAGUAGAUUGAGGGGAAAAGUUUCGUACGAAAAAUGUGAAAACGAAUUUCAAGAAAUGGUCAGAUAUAAUUCUCACUCCAACAAUGACGAACCGAAUCGCAAAGAAGAUACAAAUACUUGGAAUCAACUUUUUGAACCCGAAGUUAUAAGACCUUUUCGUUUGAUGAUGAUAUAUUUCUUCUUCAUGAAUUUAGUGUCUGGAUUACCAUUAUUGCCCUAUUUAGUAUCAAUACUUAGCACAUUUGGCGCACCCGUUAACAUUGAAUGGACAAUAUCAUUAUCCAUGGCUCUCUCUGUAAUAGGAAGUUUAACGGCAGUUUUUUUAAUACGUAAAUUAGGCAAACGAUUUCUCACGUUAUUUACGUUAUCUAUUUGCUCCAUUUGCUACAUAACUAUUGGAUUAAUCGGUGUUUAUUGGAAAAAUUCAGAAUCAAUAACCUCUUGGAUAGUAUUAGUACUUUUUCUCAAUACCAUUUUAAUAUCAUCAGUUGGAAUAACGCCUGUUUCGUGGACCCUUGUCACCGAAAUAUUUCCUGCAAAGAGUAGAAAUAUUUUAUGCAGUAUUUGUACAGGUUUCUGUUUUGUCAUUACUUUUUUCAUGGCAAAAUACUACCCGGAGUUGUCAAUAUUAGUGGAAUUUUAUAAUGUAUUUACUAUAGUUGGAACUGUUGGUUUAUUUGGUUGUAUAUAUUUUUACUUUUGUCUACCAGAAACUGAAAACAAAACCCUACAAGAAAUUACGGAGUUUUUCAAAUAGAAUCAAACACUCAACCAUUAUAUUGUUUUUUUCGUUAUUAAUGUUUGGUGAGCAUUGUACACCAAAAUAUCUAUCCUUCCAUCAACGAGCAUUCAGCUCUUGAAUUAUAUUAAGCAUAAAAGCUAGAACAACAUUUUAAAUUAGUAUAAGAAAGACUUUUAAACCUUCAUUAGUUCGAUCAUAUUAAUGUUAUGAUAAAUCAGGACAGAAUUGUUAAUUUGAGAUGACAUUUUUUUUAACUUAAUAAAAAAUAACUAUAUCAUCUUACGAUAAAAAUUCAUAUAUUGCUAUUGAAAUAACAAUAUUCAAAGUCUUUUGGUCAUUGGGCUCCGAUUAUUCAUAAUAUUGACAUGGAAAAGUAUAAACAAGUAUAACUUAAUAAUA